AUGAAAGUUGUCCUUACUGGAAGUACGGGGUUUAUUGGCGGAGAGGUCUUGAACCAGUGCAUUGCACAUCCCAGAAUCGCAUCCAUUGUUGUGCUUUCCCGACGCGAAUUGAGUGGUCCAGCGGCAGCCAGUACGAAAACGAAAAUCGUUAUCCUCAAAGACUUUCUGAACUACCCAGAAGAGGUUCUCUCCGAGCUCCAAGACGCAGAUAUUUGCAUAUGGUCGUUGGGUACAUAUCGGGGCAAGCAGGACGUUGAAGUUGGAUAUCCUAUCGCGUUCUGCAAUGCCAUAUCCCGAGUUCAGAAUGAGGCUUCGGACACGCCAUUUCGGUUCGUCUAUCUCAGCGGGAUGCUAGCGAUAACAAAUCAAGAUGAAUCAGUGCAUUUUCUGUCAUCUCCUCGAAAAGCAAAGGGUAUGGCUGAGACCAAGAUCCUCGCCAGGCCGGAAGAACGGGGCGGAACCAAACGUUCAUGGGAGACGUACGUCGUUAGACCCGGCUAUGUGCUUUCCAAAGAGCGAGGAGGAAUGAUCACCGCUAUAUUCGGCAAUGCGUCGAUGUUACGUGUGGACGAACUAGCAGCAGCAAUGAUCGAGGUGGCUCUGAAUGGGCACCCGGAAAGAAGGCUGUUCCAUCCAACUCUCGUUAAAGAGGUGGCAGAAUAUCAUCGCAAUUUUAUGAAACCACGAUACAGGCGGUCCUAA
Molecule: messenger RNA, 702 nt
Organism: Rhinocladiella mackenziei CBS 650.93
Lineage: Eukaryota; Fungi; Ascomycota; Eurotiomycetes; Chaetothyriales; Herpotrichiellaceae
Exons: 4
Coding region: 1-702 (233 amino acids)
Source: RefSeq, a predicted model, not a curated record